Molecule: messenger RNA, 982 nt
Organism: Carassius carassius (crucian carp)
Lineage: Eukaryota; Metazoa; Chordata; Actinopteri; Cypriniformes; Cyprinidae
Product: histone H3-like centromeric protein A
Exons: 5
Coding region: 242-679 (145 amino acids)
Cellular component (GO): nucleosome
Molecular function (GO): protein heterodimerization activity; DNA binding; structural constituent of chromatin
Source: RefSeq, a predicted model, not a curated record
AACGCUUUGGUUUUGUGUUUUGAUUGCCUGAAAUUUGUAGACAUUGCGAAACAUAGGGUCUCGUCGCGCAGUAGUUUUGCAUUUACCAAUUGUAAUAGUUUUGUAUGUGAACUGAAGAAUACGUUUUGUUUUCCGAUAUUUAAUGUGAGAUAAGCGCUUUGAAUGUACGUAUUGGCGUGGGUUUUUAACGCAUACGCACUAAUUUCACAGUCUAGUACUAUUGAGCUGACGUUGUGUGGCCAUGCGGCACAAUAAAUCGGCACAUAAGCGAAAGCCAUCGACCCCCAGGCGCCGAUCUCCCCCAGAGCCGCUACCGCCUCCCUCGACAUCCAGAGCCCGGCGCACCAGCGGACCCUCCGAAGCGUCCCCGCGCAAGAAACACAGGUUUCGCCCUGGCACUCGAGCUCUGAUGGAGAUCCGCAAAUAUCAGAAGUCUACUGAUUUGUUGCUGCGCAAGGCCCCGUUUUCAAGACUGGUGCGAGAGGUGUGUCAGACAUUCAGUCGAGAACACAUGAUGUGGCAGGGAUAUGCUCUAAUGGCUUUACAGGAGGCUGCAGAAGCAUUUAUGGUCCGUCUGUUUUCUGAUGCCAACCUCUGUGCCAUUCAUGCCAAGAGGGUGACAUUGUUUCCACGUGACAUACAACUCGCCCGGCGAAUCAGAGGUGUUGAAAACAUGUGAAGUUGGAUAAUCUUUGUUUUGUUUUUGUUUUUUGAUGAAUUUCCUUACAGACACCUGUAAGGACACUUUCAAUAUUUGGUUGCAUGUAAUCUGUUUUCAGACCUCAAAUCAAAUGUUAAAAUAGUUGAAUAUAUGCAGCCAAAGAAACCAAAUGUUCAUAUGGCAUGGGAGUGUACUGCUAUGAACUCCUUUUUAAACAUUUUUAAGAAUUGUAAUAUAAAGCAUUUUAUUUUGUGUUGUAAAUUUGCAAAGAAAAUGUUUGUUCUGAUGAUGUUUUUUGAUAAUAAACUAAUAGUUGCAGUA